Momordica charantia (bitter melon) is the source of this 529-nucleotide messenger RNA. Lineage: Eukaryota; Viridiplantae; Streptophyta; Magnoliopsida; Cucurbitales; Cucurbitaceae. The record is from RefSeq and is a predicted model, not a curated record.
ACAGAAGGUCGCUAUGGACUCGAUCCAUGUUGAGACGUAUAGCUUGUAUGGGUUUCCAUACGCUUUUCAGGUUUGGGCAUACGAGACAAUAUCAACCUUGUCGACUCGAGUAGCAUUGAGGCUGAAUGACGAUGCUAUUCCUCGUCUACUUAGAUGGUCCUGCACCUAUUCGCGUGCUUUUAAUGUUUUGGAGCGAGAGGUCUUCGAGAACGUCAAGUCGAAGGUUGUAGUUCGUUUGGAGGCGACUGAUGUCGAACGACAGCACAUGGCUCGUGUUAUGCAUCCACCAGUGACCCCUGUCGGACCUCCUGCACCCACAAAACUUGCUACAGAACCACUGUCUACUACUUCCACCACUCAGAAGUCUCUCGUUACUGGUGAGGUUGGGGAUCCAGUUGAGCUCGAUGAUGUAGCAAAGGAUGCUUCCCCAGACAAGAUCAAUUGUUGCCACAGAAAGGGACGAAGAAGAAGAAGAAGAAGUCAAAGCAUAAGUGGAGUCGGGAGCUGCGGAGGCUCGGCGACAGAGUGA